CUGUAAUCUUGAAUUGUAGAAGAUGCGAUGCGUAUAAAAUUCUGCAAGAGAAUCUUUAGAAAAAUAAUGGGUCAAACACUUGGUGAGCCUGUGACAGCUAAGAAGUCAGCAUGUUGCAGAAAUUCAAACUAUCGUGUUGGAAGUUCUUGUAUGCAAGGUUGGCGUGUUAAAAUGGAAGACUGCCAUGUACAUAUACUUUCGUUACCUGAUGAUCCUGGUACUGCAUUUUUUGCAGUAUAUGAUGGCCAUGGAGGUGCAGCAAUGGCACAACAUGCUGGAAAACACCUUCAUGAGUAUAUAACUAGAAGAAGUGAGUAUAAAAAUGGUCGCAUUAUUGAAGCUAUAGAACAAGGUUUCCUGGAACUAGAUAAGGCAAUGCAAAAUGAUGCAGCACUUAAAGAUGAACAAGCAGGAACUACUGUCAUAGCUCUUCUUAUUAAGGACAAUGUUGUAUAUAUUGCAAAUGCAGGUGAUAGUAGGGCAGUAGCAAGUAUCAAUGGUGAUGCUGUUCCCCUUAGUCGUGAUCAUAAACCUAUCUUAAAGGGCGAACGUGAAAGAAUUGAAGCUGCUGGUGGUUGGGUUGAAUUUAACAGAGUCAAUGGUCAGCUAGCAUUAUCUCGCGCCCUUGGUGAUUUUAUAUUUAAACGAAAUGACCGCAAAUCAGCACAGGAACAAAUCGUAACUGCUUUUCCCGAAAUUCAAGAAGGUCAAUUAACAGAAGAUUGGGAAUUUGUUGUUUUGGCCUGUGAUGGCAUUUGGGAUGUAAUGACAAAUAACGAGGUAGUGAAUUUUGUCAGAACACGUUUAGUUCAGCCGAAAUUUGGGACAGGACAAGAACAAGACACAAUGGAUCCCGAAGAAAUUUGUGAACAGCUUAUGAAACACUGCCUUGCACCAGAUGCUUUAAUGGGUACUGGUUGUGACAAUAUGACAGUUGUCCUCGUAUGUUUUCUUCAUGGAAAACCAUAUUCUCAUUUAAUUUCUCGCUGCAAGGAAUCUAUUAGACCAAAUCCUUAUAUUUAA
Habropoda laboriosa is the source of this 1023-nucleotide messenger RNA. RefSeq names its product probable protein phosphatase 2C T23F11.1. Gene Ontology annotation, biological process: protein dephosphorylation. The transcript is spliced from 5 exons. The record is from RefSeq and is a predicted model, not a curated record. Lineage: Eukaryota; Metazoa; Arthropoda; Insecta; Hymenoptera; Apidae. The coding region runs from base 28 to 1023 and encodes 331 amino acids. Gene Ontology annotation, molecular function: protein serine/threonine phosphatase activity; cation binding.